This is a messenger RNA of Solanum verrucosum, 1883 nucleotides long. RefSeq names its product auxin transporter-like protein 5. Gene Ontology annotation, cellular component: plasma membrane. NCBI's taxonomy places the organism in Eukaryota, Viridiplantae, Streptophyta, Magnoliopsida, Solanales, Solanaceae. The coding region runs from base 79 to 1563 and encodes 494 amino acids. The transcript has 8 exons. The record is from RefSeq and is a predicted model, not a curated record.
ACUAAACAUCCAACUCUGUUUUAACUACUAAACUCGCUAUACCACACAUUUUUUUAGUAAGCACAAGGAAAAAAAAAGAUGGAAUCUACAGACAAAGUAGUGGAAACAGUGAUAGUAGGAAAUUAUGUUGAAAUGGAGAGUGAAGGAAAGCCUAAUAAUAAUAAUGACAUCAAAUCCAAAUUCUCUAAUUUAUUCUGGCAUGGUGGCUCUGCUUAUGAUGCUUGGUUUAGCUGUGCUUCUAAUCAGGUAGCUCAAGUGCUAUUAACACUACCAUACUCAUUUUCUCAACUUGGAAUGCUCUCUGGCGUUUCAUUUCAACUCUUUUACGGUUUAUUAGGCAGUUGGACUGCUUAUCUCAUUAGCAUUCUCUACAUUGAGUACAGAACCAGAAAAGAAAGGGAAAAAGUCGAUUUCCGCAACCACGUCAUUCAGUGGUUUGAAGUUCUUGAUGGAUUACUUGGAAAACAUUGGAGGAACGUUGGUUUGGUAUUUAAUUGUACUUUUCUUCUGUUUGGAUCUGUCAUUCAACUUAUAGCCUGUGCAAGCAAUAUAUAUUAUAUAAAUGAUAAUUUGGACAAAAGAACUUGGACUUAUAUAUUCGGAGCUUGUUGUGCAACUACUGUAUUCAUUCCAUCUUUUCACAACUACCGAAUCUGGUCUUUUCUUGGCUUAUUAAUGACCACUUACACUGCUUGGUAUCUUACUGUCGCAUCACUCCUUCAUGGCCAGGUAGAGGGAGUGAAACAUUCAGGUCCAACAAAAAUGGUUCUAUAUUUCACUGGAGCAACAAACAUUCUCUACACAUUUGGGGGACAUGCUGUUACUGUAGAAAUAAUGCAUGCUAUGUGGAAACCCCAAAAGUUUAAGGCAAUUUACUUAUGGGCAACUCUUUAUGUGUUAACACUGACCCUUCCAUCAGCAGCAUCAGUUUAUUGGGCAUUUGGUGAUUUGUUACUUGAUCACUCUAAUGCAUUUUCUCUUCUACCUAAAUCACCCUUCAGAGACAUGGCUGUCAUCCUCAUGCUCAUUCAUCAGUUUAUAACAUUUGGUUUCGCUUGCACACCAUUGUAUUUUGUAUGGGAGAAGGCCAUAGGCAUGCACGAAUGCAAGAGCAUGUGUAGGAGGGCAGCGGCGCGGUUGCCGGUGGUUAUUCCGAUAUGGUUUCUGGCCAUAGUUUUCCCAUUUUUCGGCCCUAUAAACUCCUCCGUCGGUUCACUCCUCGUUAGUUUUACCGUCUACAUUAUCCCGGCUCUUGCUUACAUGUUCACCUUUAAAUCCGCUGCAGCCCGAGAGAAUGCGGUAGAGCAACCACCAAAAUUUGUGGGACGUUGGGCUGGAUCGUUUACAAUAAACAUAUUUGUGGUGGUUUGGGUACUUAUUGUUGGGUUUGGAUUUGGUGGUUGGGCCAGUAUGACCAAUUUCAUACAUCAAAUUGACUCAUUUGGUCUUUUCACCAAAUGUUACCAAUGCCCACCUCCACCGGGGUCCCCGCCACCAUUCCUCCCUCAUGUUGGCGCUCCACGCCCAUCUCCGGCCAACAUCACUCACCAUCACCACCUAUGAGGUCGUCACGGAAAUUUAAAAAGGUUUAAAGGUUUGUUCGAUCCAAUAUUGGCAUGACGUUAUGAGUUGGAGAUGAAGAUGCAUGGGUUGUUUUGUGUAAAUUUGCGGAGUCACUACAAUCUAUUCCCUCCCCCAUAAUCCCAUGUCUUGAGUUUUGUUUUGAGAUUUGGGGAUUUGGUAAGUGUUGGUUAAUUAAUGUAGUAUGCAACAUAUUUCUAGAGAAGAUUUGCAACUUUUUCUUCUUAUUUUGAUAGAUUAUGCUUAGCUCUUUACUGGUGUAUGAUGUAAGGUUUGGUGGAGGGUAUGAAAUUCAAUUUCCU